CAUCCCAUCUCAUGCAUGGCUGCCAGUAAUGGUCUACUGGGUGUCAGCUUUUAUUUGCAGGACACAACAAGUGCCAAGGGCUGCUGCAUCGACUCCCCGAGCAGACUCGGCCUCUAUAAAAGCAAGCAAAAUGCUUCAGUCGAGCACAGAAACAUAGAAAUGUUAGGCUGGAAAGAGGAAGUACAGUGGAGAGGGGAGGGACCGAGGGCAGAGUUCCAUGGGGCUGCCGCAGCGCUUCGAACUUCUACACAUGGAGCGGGGGGGAGUUGGAAGAACUUCAUAUUGCAAACUCAAGGAAUAGCAGAGUACCUGCACCGAAUGGAGACGGAGGAGGCACAGGAGAUGUCUCAGACGCCAGGCAGGGACAGCCCCCCUCCCAAUGAUGUGUCUGAGGACCAAGACGAGGCCAUGCCCGUCCCAGAGGACCUGUCUGCCAGCUCCAAUUUGCAGCACAACAAUAGGGGUGACAAAGGAGGCAUGGCCUGUAACAUUAAAGUUGAGGCUCGCAGUGACGAGGAGAAUGGGCUCGCCUUUGACAUGAUGAUGAAUGGCGAGGAGGAGGAGGAGGAGUGUGCGGAAGACUUGCGCGUGCUCGAUGCCUCGGGGGCCAAACUGAACGGUUCCCAUGCAGGCGGCCCCGACAGCAAGGGCCCCUACUCCUCGGCCGGGGGUAUUCGCCUGCCCAACGGGAAGCUCAAGUGUGAUAUCUGUGGGAUAGUUUGCAUUGGCCCCAAUGUGCUGAUGGUGCACAAGCGAAGCCACACUGGAGAACGUCCGUUCCAGUGCAGCCAGUGUGGUGCUUCUUUCACCCAGAAAGGCAACCUGCUGCGCCACAUCAAGCUCCACUCAGGAGAGAAGCCCUUCAAGUGUCACCUGUGCAACUACGCCUGUCGCAGGAGAGAUGCCCUCAGCGGUCACCUGCGCACCCACUCUGUUGGAAAGCCCCACAAGUGUGCCUACUGUGGGCGGAGCUACAAGCAGCGUAGCUCUCUGGAGGAACACAAGGAGCGGUGCCACAACUACCUCCAGUGUAUGGGGCUGCAGAACAGCAUCUAUACAGUAGUAAAGGAAGAAAGCAACCAGAAUGAGCAGAGGGAAGACUUAAGCCAGACGGGAUCUGAGAGAGUCUUGGUGCUAGAAAGACUAGCUAAUAAUGUAGCCAAACGUAAGAGCACUAUGCCACAGAAGUUUGUAGGUGGGAAGCGUCUCUCCGACCUCUCCUUCGAGGGCAACCCCGGGGAACUGAUGCAGCCUCAUGUCAUCGACCAGGCCAUCAACAGCGCCAUCAGCUACCUGGGUGCCGAGUCCCUGCGACCUCUCAUCCAGACCUCCCCAACCUCCUCUGAAGUGGGGGUCAUUGGCUCCAUGUACCCCCUCCACAAGCUGCCUCCAGAGGGACAAGGGGCGGGGGGCCACGGCCUGUCAGCCAAGGACAGCGCAGCUGAGAAUUUGCUGCUGCUCGCCAAGUCCAAAUCAGCCUCCAGCGAGAAGGACGGCUCCCCCAACCACAGUGGCCAGGAUUCCACUGACACGGAGAGCAACAAUGAAGAGAGGGCAGGUGGCGGGGCAUCGGGCCUCAUCUACCUGAACAACCACAUCAUGCCUGUGGUGCGUAAUGGCGUGUUGCCCCUGGCAAAGGAGGAACAGCAGCGGCAGUACGAGGCCAUGCGGGCCAGCAUCGAGAUGGCCUCAGAGGGGUUCAAGGUGCUGAGUGGAGAGGGGGAGCAGUUGAGGGCAUAUUGCUGUGAACACUGCCGCAUCCUCUUCCUAGACCACGUGAUGUACACCAUCCACAUGGGCUGCCACGGCUUCCGAGACCCCUUUGAGUGUAACCUCUGUGGCCACCGCAGUCAGGACCGAUACGAGUUUUCCUCACACAUGACCCGAGGGGAGCAUUGCUACUGAGUGGCCCACUGAACACACACUACCACACGAACACACACACGCUCACACAGACAUACCCCCACACACACUUGCUAUAUGAAAGUGGCGAUUUUUAUACAUUGUCAAGAAAUUGCAUGUUUGAAAAACAAAGAACAAGACUAGUUUAUGUUAACUUCACAUGUUCAGGAGGAAAAGGGAAACGAUUCAUCCAUCUGCUUUUUAGAAAAUAAAAGGUGGUAAAAUAACUGUUCAGUGAACAAAACAAACAACUUAAAAAAUUAUUGUGCUUCAGCAGUAAGUAUCAUGUGUCACAUACGGUAUAGUUUUAAGUCUACAUUAAAUAAAUGUCUGUUUUCUGAUAGCCUACCUGGAGAAAUACCUGAUAGCCUACCUGGAGAAAUAUCUGAUAGCCUACCUGGAGAAAUAUCUGAUAGCCUACCUGGAGAAAUAUCUGUAUAUUUUAUUCUAAAGAAUACAAUCAUAAAAUAAAGUUGGUUUUUAAAUGGCAAGGUAUUGCUUGACAUUUACGUAAGGGAUAAUCAACAAGAGGCUAUGCGUUCUAUGGAAAAUAAUGAAAGAUGUGGAAGGUGUGUUCCACAACACGGCAGAGGAGUGGAACUAAACCUUCCACUGAGUUGCAUUAUUAUCCAGAGAACGCAUAGAGCACCAAGUUGAAUAUCUCUUUUAUACCAUGGCUGUAAUUUAGCACAUUUGACACAAGACAUGUGUUACUUUGCAGGUAGAAAUGUGUUUCGACAUUCACUGUAGAUUUUACUAUAACUACAGCAGUUGAUGUGGUAACUAAACAAACAGACUUUUAAAAUGUAACCAGGCAAGUCAGUUAAGAACCAAUUCUUAUUUACAAUGACUGCCUACACCGACCAAACCCAGACGACGCUGGGCCAAUCGUGCACCGCCCUAUGGAACUCAAAAUCAUGGCCGGUUGUGAUACAGCCUGGAUUUGAACCAGGGUGUCUGUAAUUAGACCCCUGUGCCACCCAGGAGCCCAUGCCUGUUUAGCUAACCAAACCAUCAGUACUAGCUUGCUAUUAUGAAAAUUGGGAAUUCAACAAUACCAACAUUGUUUUCAAUUUGACUUUUGCUUUCAAAAUGAGCUCAAACAAAACAUGCAAGAAUGAACUAUAGAAUGAACUACAUCCAUAAGCUGUAUAUGUAAUAUACCGUGCAUUAUUUAACCAAUAACAACAAAAAAACACGCCCGAGGGGGUGUUAUAUAUGGUCAAUAUACCACAACCCCCGAGGUGCCUUAUUGCUAUUACAAACUGCUUACCAACAUAAUUAGAACAGUGAAAAUAAAUAUUUGGUCAUACCCGUGAUGUACCAUGGCUUUCAGCCAAUGAGCAUUCAGGGCUCGAACCACACAGUUUAUAAAGGCAAUUAUAAACUGGGUGGUUCGAAUGUUGAUUGGCUGACAGCUGUGGUAUAUCAGUCUGUAUACCACGGGUAUGACAAAACAUGUAUAUUUACUGCUCUCAUUACGUUGGUAACCAGUUUAUAAUAGCAAUAAAGCACCUCGGGGGUUUGUGGUAUAUGGCCAAUAUACUGUACCACGGCUAAGGGCUGUAUCCAGGCACCCAGUGUUGCAUCGUGCUUAAGAACAGCCCUUAGCCGUGGUAUAUUGGCCAUAUACUGUACCACACCCCCUCUGGACUUAUUGCUUAAAUAAUGCACGCUCUAGAAUGCCCUUCAAGCCAAUCAGAAAUGAGAAUUCAACAAUGCCGUGGUAUAAAGUUUUUUAUGCAUUAUUUAUGCUGUGUACACAUGCAUGUGUUUCUUUUUGUAAUUUAUAUCGAGUGUUAUUUACUGAAAUAUAUUUUUGUUUGAUAUAAAGUAUGGAUGGUAUUCAGUUUUGUCCCAGCUUUUGACCUGGCAGAGAAAAUGUUACUCUCAAUUUGAACUGAACUUUUAAAGUAACUUUACUCAUACUGUAUAUCAUGCUUGCAAAUAUCAAUAAAGGAUAUUUUACAUACCCCAAAAUAA
Molecule: messenger RNA, 3885 nt
Organism: Oncorhynchus nerka (sockeye salmon)
Lineage: Eukaryota; Metazoa; Chordata; Actinopteri; Salmoniformes; Salmonidae
Product: DNA-binding protein Ikaros
Biological process (GO): regulation of transcription by RNA polymerase II
Cellular component (GO): nucleus
Molecular function (GO): RNA polymerase II cis-regulatory region sequence-specific DNA binding; DNA-binding transcription activator activity, RNA polymerase II-specific
Source: RefSeq, a predicted model, not a curated record